AUGGCAACCGUCAAGCGAAGCAAAACCAUGCCGGCGGACGGCCAAACAACAAAAUUCCUAUACACGAUUUUGAAGCAGCUGGACUUGAAAUCGAUCGAUUGGAACCUGGUUGCAUCCCAGCUGGAGAUAACCAACGGCCAUGCUGCACGGAUGCGAUUCUCUCGAUUUCGACAACACAUGGAAGGGAAUACAACAACCGCCCGUACACCUCGUGUGAAAAAGCCCAAGGCAGAAACUCCGAAAUCCAAGAAGGCAAUGUUUGAUGAGCCAGCACGCAACAUGGAGCGUUCUCCCACAGCAGGGCCCAGUCCAGCCGUCAAACAGGAGCCAGAAGUGAAAGCAGAGCCUGGAUUUGGAGUCGGAGUGUCGCCGCAGUAUUUCUAUCCGCAAGAUAUGGCAUCAGCUAUUCCCAGGAGCAUGGAGAAUACGCUAGUCCAUAACCAGUUUUACGAUUUCUCGACUGUCUCUCCCGCGGACCUGACGAUGCCUUCUUUCACCCCGGAGCCCGUCGUUGGCUACCCGACUCCGCCGUUUGGAGAGAAUUGGAUACAGGUCAAGACCGAGAGGGCGGACGGUGAAGCUGAGAUGCAGGAUCUUUACAUCAAGUCAGAACCAAAUCUGUGA
Arthroderma uncinatum is the source of this 624-nucleotide messenger RNA. RefSeq lists its product as uncharacterized. NCBI's taxonomy places the organism in Eukaryota, Fungi, Ascomycota, Eurotiomycetes, Onygenales, Arthrodermataceae. Bases 1 to 624 code for a protein of 207 amino acids. The transcript is spliced from 2 exons. The record is from RefSeq and is a predicted model, not a curated record.